GACGACAGGAAAGAUAGCACAGUCAGAUCUGAUGAUGAUGAUGAGGAGCAACCAACUAGGAGUUCUGAAAAAGAAGAUGGAAAUAAAGCUGUUGAAGAGGUCAAAGAGCUUCCAGAUGCAUUUCCUAAAUGGGAGAGGAAGAGUUUACUCCCUGCCUCUUUGUCCAUAGAAACCCAGGUGGCAAAAUUAAGUUGUCAGCCAAGAGAAAGUGAGUCUUUGGAGGACAAAAAGAGCAAAGAGAUGGAAGAGCAUGUGGCUGGAGCUGCAUUAUUGCCUAACAAUCAAUCUCAAGAAACAUCUGGACACACAUCUUACCUCUCUGUGUCCUCAGAUAAAGUGGGCUCUGCCCAGGUGGGGUUGAAGCAUGAACCACUAGAUGAAGCUUGUGGUGGUCCUUCAAAACCAGUCAGUAUGGAUACGAGCAGGGUUCUAUCCCAUCAAACAGCUGUGAAUGUUACAGGCAAGACAACAAGGUCCGCUUCAGAUCCAGUAACCUGCAAGCCUAAGGAAGAGAGACCCCUCUCAGCUCCAAGUAUUUCAAACCUACGGGAAUAUGAAAAGUAUGAAGAUUUUGCAAAUGCAAUGCCAGCCAAAAGCUUCAGCAAAGCUGCUAAGAUUUUGGGACAGGAGUAUUCAGGCAUGAGCAUCGGAAAUGUGGAACACGACAACUCGCUCACCAAAACGCAAAAGAAAGGUGUGAAAAACAAAAUGAAGAAUCUUACUCAAAAACUGAUGGAAAAGCUUAAAGAUAAACAUGAUUGUGUGAACACUGGCAGCAAGAGCACACAAGACAGCCUGGAAGAAGAAGCACAAAACGUGGAAGCCGAGGCUCAAGAGAUUCCACCACCACUUCCACCAAAAAUGGGGAAAUAUGUUUUCUUAGACAGAAGAUUUACCCUAAAAGACUUCAAACUCAAUCUUGAACCGAUCAACUUAAUGGAAGAAAUAUUCACAGGCAGCGAAUGGCUCAGUUACUUGCCCAUCAAAGAAAGUCCAGCUGAGAAAGACACUAGUGAUCAGUCAAUGACAAAUGAUGUUCUCCAACCAGAAAAGGACAUUCAGCUUGAAGUUCCUCUUCCAACACCAGAGGAGGACCAGUCAGAGGACAUAAAGGACAAUCAAGACAGUGCUAGUAGACCUCAAGAGGACAAUGUAGCAAAAGUGAACAGUGGCUUGGAUGUAAAACAAGUGGAAUGGGAUGCAAACAUAUUUUCUAUACCUAAGGCACUGCUAACAAACAAUGCAAUACAACAAAGAGCUUGUGAGUCAAACAAAUCAGAUGACACCUAUGACUGUGUGGACAUGUAUAUUAUUCCCAAAAAUGACUUUCCAUUAAUGAAAAGAAAGGCAUCAGAUGCUCCGCUGGACUUUUCAGCAGUCAAGUCAUUUGAAUUGCUGAACAACUCUGCCCUCAAGAGUCGAAUUCGUCUUAGCAAAAAGAGACAGCACCGACCACCUAAAAAGCACAAAAAAGUAAAAACAGAAACAUUGAGCGCCAUAUUCUACAAGAUUCCCCCGGUAAUCCUGAAUGAAUCUCCUGUCAGCGCAUCUCCACCACGUCACAGCAUUCCCUUUUCCACGUCUCCUCCUCUGCAUGUACCAUCACGUCCAUACCACUCCUGACCAUACCAGAUCUAUCAUCUGCAUUUGUCAGAUUAAAAGAUACCUCGACUGUAAAGACUGGAAAUGUACUGGUGUACAAAAGAUGGGAGACAUUACAGUGGAUAAUCCAU
Messenger RNA from Sinocyclocheilus grahami, 1733 nucleotides. RefSeq lists its product as uncharacterized. The record is from RefSeq and is a predicted model, not a curated record. The annotation marks the transcript as partial. The transcript is spliced from 7 exons. Lineage: Eukaryota; Metazoa; Chordata; Actinopteri; Cypriniformes; Cyprinidae.